Messenger RNA from Penicillium griseofulvum, 1335 nucleotides. RefSeq names its product cytochrome P450. Gene Ontology annotation, molecular function: monooxygenase activity; oxidoreductase activity, acting on paired donors, with incorporation or reduction of molecular oxygen; iron ion binding. The coding region runs from base 1 to 1335 and encodes 444 amino acids. NCBI's taxonomy places the organism in Eukaryota, Fungi, Ascomycota, Eurotiomycetes, Eurotiales, Aspergillaceae. The record is from RefSeq and is a predicted model, not a curated record. The transcript is spliced from 3 exons.
AUGUGUGUUAUCUGCGAUCAUGAUGUUGCAGAGCAAGUAUCCCAAACCUCGAAGCUGUUUCAGUACAGCCUUCCCAAAUCAGACAUAUCCCACUGGUACACCGACAUUAUAGGCUCACUCUCGAUUGUUCUUGCACGGGACGAAGAGUGGAAAAGCCUUCGCAAACAGUUCAAUCCGGGCUUCGCCCAUAAGCAUCUCAUCACUCUGAUGCCAUGUAUCUUGGAAAAGACACAGAUUUUCUUAACGAAGCUUGAUAAUUAUGCUAGCACUGGCGAAGAUUUCCGGCUGGAUGAGCUAUGUACAAAUUUGACAUUUGACAUUAUCGGUGCGGUUACCAUGGAUAUUGAUCUGGAUGCUCAACUCGGGGAAGAGAACCAAAGUGCAAUCGUUCGACUCUUCCGAAAGCUAGGCGCAACAUACCGUGAUACCAACAGCAUGUGGAAAUUCUUACUUCCUCUCCAGAGAAAGUUAAUUUCUCGUCAACUUGGUGCGCGCAUCAAAGAGCGUAUCCAGGAAAAGUUUGACGAGCAGUCAACCUCACAAAGGCCGUCUCGCAGUGUCCUUGCUCUCAGUCUAGCCGACACGCAUGAAUUAACGCCAGAAGUUCUAGACCGAACUUGCGAUCAACUCAAGUCUUUCCUAUUUGCCGGUCAUGACACAACAAGCAUCUUGCUACAAUGGACAUUCUACGAAUUAUCCCGGACCCCGCACAUCUUGCGUCGUGUUUGCAUGGAACUGGAUGAGAUCUUUGGUCCUAACUCGCACCCAAACCACGUCCGAGAUCAAAUCUUAGAGCGUGGAGAGAAUGUCCUGCAAAGAAUGACUUUUACCUCCGCCAUUAUCAAGGAAAUCCUUCGUCUGUACCCACCAGCUGGAACAUCGCGACUUUCUGCCCCAGACACUGGGUUUAAUGUUCGACUACCGAAUGGUCAAGACAUCUGCCUGGAUGGACUGAUGCUCUACAACUGCGAGAGUAUUAUACACCGUGACCAAACCGUGUAUGGUGAGAAAAGCGAUCAAUUCAUCCCCGAACGCUGGUUGGAAACCGGCUCCACCAUACCGGCGAGCGCCUGGCGUGCUUUCGAGCGCGGACCUCGCAACUGUAUUGGACAAGAGCUGGCGAAUAUCGAAGCACUUGUGAUUCUUGCGUGUGCAACACGGCGAUUUAAUUGGGAGAAGGUGGGACUUGGAGCAACCAAGCGGGAUGAGUCAGGUGCUCCAAUUGAGAAGGAAAACGGACAAUACGAAGUCCAGGCAGAACUGUAUAAUACACUGGAGAUUACUGCCAAGCCAGUUGAUGGGAUGAGGAUGCGAGUGAAAAUAGCAGGAGCAUAG